AUGCUCUCUCGUUCCGUCACGCCACGCGCUCUCCGAGCUGCCCAGCGAGGCUAUGCCAGCGCUUCCUCGGCAUCGCUCAACUACACGGUUUCGGAAGCUUCGGGCUUGAAGGUCGCCAGCAGAGAUCUUGCAGGCCCAGUCACCACACUCGCAAUCGUAUCGAAGGCUGGUACCAGAUAUCAAUCUGCACCUGGUCUCACCGAGGGUCUUAACCGCUACGCGUUCAAGUCCACUGAGAACCGCUCAACACUUCGGAUACAGCGCGAGUCUGAGCUUCUCGGUGCUGAGCUCUUCUCGACGCACACACGCGAAGGCCUCAUCGUCGGCGCCAAGUUCCUUCGCGACGACCUCCCAUACUUUGUUGAACUGCUUGCCGAGGUUGCUACGCAGACCAAAUACCAGCCACAUGUUUUCCAUGAGGAGAUCUUCCCUCUGCUCGAACUCAGCCACAAAAAACAGCUUGCAGACACUCUAGCUUUGGCUGUCGAUAGUGCACAUGGUUUGGCGUUUCACCGUGGUCUGGGAGAGUCCCUCUACCCGACCUCAUCCGUCUACAAGAAAUACUUGAACGCCGAGUCACUGCAAGAGUUCGCUGCCUCUGCGUAUGCCAAGCCAUCAUUUGCUAUCGUCGCCAACGGUGCCGACCAUGGUGAACUCAGCAAGUGGACCGGUGAAUUUUUUGGCGGCAUCCCGGCACAGCCUGCGCAAGAGCUCUCUUCCACGCAAUCCAAAUACUUCGGUGGUGAGGAGCGCAUCGCUCACGCAUCGGGCAACUCUCUUGUCUUGGCUUUUCCGGGAUCCAGCGCUCCCACCGGUUCCAGCUACAAGCCCGAGGUCUCCAUCCUUGCCGAGCUCCUCGGUGGUGUAUCAUCCAUCAAGUGGUCUACCGGAUUCUCUCUGCUCGCCAAAGCCGUCGAGGGCACGCCCGCUCUCCGUGUCGACACCAAGUCCAACAUCUACAGCGAUGCCGGGCUCUUGACCAUCACUCUUCACGGAGCCGCGGCCGACAUCCGUUCGGGCGCCAGCAAAGUUGUGGAGGCGUUGAAGGGCGUUGCCCAGAACCUCAGCAAGGAGGACUUCCAGAAGGCGAAAGCCCUCGCGAAAUUCAAGGAGUUCGAGUACGCUUCUGGUAACCAGGCUGGCGUCGCUCUCACUGGCGCCGGCGUUGUUCGUGAUGGCAAGCCUUACCAAACUGAGGAUGUUGCAUCUGCCAUUGACAGCUCAAGCAUUGAGAAGGUCAAGGCAUACGCCAAAGAAAUUUUGGAAAACAAGGCAUCCGUCAGCGCAGUGGGCGACCUUUACGUGCUUCCUUACGCAGAGGAGCUUGGCCUGACCGUGUAAAUAUUCUAUCGAUAGAGUCUUUUGUUGCUCAUUUUGGCGCAUAUACUACGCUGUACCAAUAUAAAGCCCUCACAAAAGCAGAUGACGGAAUUACUUGGGCCAAAUACAUGUUUUGUCACAGAUUUCGGCAAAUGACGCGACGCUUUGCGCGACUUGCAAAGUCCAGAGCGCAUCACAUUUCUCCAUACAUCGUCUCUCCCUGUAAGAGCGAUACAUGCUACGAGACGUAACGUACUGUGGUAGAACGAAAACUUUUCGUAUUGUUAUGUAGAGAUCUCCCUUCAAACUUGACAUCCUGCC
Messenger RNA from Dissoconium aciculare CBS 342.82, 1641 nucleotides. Its product is annotated as LuxS/MPP-like metallohydrolase. The transcript has 3 exons. The coding region runs from base 1 to 1341 and encodes 446 amino acids. Gene Ontology annotation, molecular function: metal ion binding. Gene Ontology annotation, cellular component: mitochondrion. The record is from RefSeq and is a predicted model, not a curated record. NCBI's taxonomy places the organism in Eukaryota, Fungi, Ascomycota, Dothideomycetes, Mycosphaerellales, Dissoconiaceae.